ACAGUUUUUUUCUUCCUAUGUAUAUACAUACACUUUAGACUGCUUUUAAAGAAAAUGUGAAAUUACCAUAGACAAAAAGUAGCAGCUAUGGGGAAAAAGUCUGCCAAAGGCAAAGAAAAGAAAUUAAAACGAAAAGAGGAGAUUUUAAAGUUAAAUGAGGCAACAUUAGCAGUAAAGAAUGCAAACCAGGUUGGAAAUCCACUGGAAUUGCUCCCUGCAUUCACAAAAUAUGAAAGAAAUGGGCUGACGGUGAAACUGCAUUGCAAAAAUAUUAGUGAAAUGUCAGAAGAUGAGGUUAACAUUGCUUUCCAACUUGUUGAAAGUAACAUGAAAGGAUUAUAUGAAAGAAGUAGUUGGGGUUGGAAUGAAAAAGGAAAGAGAGAGGAAAUGGCAGAGGAAAACGCCAGGUAUUUGUUUGCUCUCGAUGGUGAAGAUAACGUGAUUGCGGUAGCACAUUUCAGAUUUGAUGUUGAUGAUGAAGUCGAAGUCUUAUACUGUUAUGAAAUUCAGUUAACGGAUGCAACACGUGGCAAAGGACUUGGUAAAUUCAUGAUGCAAAUUUUAGAGUUAAUGGCAUUAAAAACAAAGAUGAAAAAAGUUGUUCUAACUGUCUUUAAAGAGAACAAGAGGGGGAUUAACUUCUUCGAGAAAUUAAAGUACACAAUAGACGAGACAUCUCCACAAUAUGAUGAUCCUCUUCAUCCAGAAAAUUACGAUUAUGAAAUCUACAGUAAGCAACUACAAACAAAGUAGUCAACUCGUUUCUACGCAUUGAUCGUUGACAUCACAAGCGACCCACCCAAAUGAUAAAAACGACAAGAUAGUUGACCCUGGUGUAUAGUUCACGGACUUUAGGAACUUCGAGUGAAAAAAACCCGUUUUGUAUUUCUAUGUGAAGAGUACCCCAAGUAAAUGUUAUCCAAAUUAA
Hydractinia symbiolongicarpus is the source of this 928-nucleotide messenger RNA. Its product is annotated as N-alpha-acetyltransferase 40-like. Bases 88 to 753 code for a protein of 221 amino acids. Lineage: Eukaryota; Metazoa; Cnidaria; Hydrozoa; Anthoathecata; Hydractiniidae. Gene Ontology annotation, molecular function: protein N-terminal-serine acetyltransferase activity; histone H2A acetyltransferase activity; histone H4 acetyltransferase activity. The record is from RefSeq and is a predicted model, not a curated record. Gene Ontology annotation, cellular component: nucleus. The transcript is spliced from 12 exons.